Messenger RNA from Botrytis deweyae, 1155 nucleotides. RefSeq lists its product as uncharacterized. Gene Ontology annotation, molecular function: pectate lyase activity. The transcript is spliced from 2 exons. Lineage: Eukaryota; Fungi; Ascomycota; Leotiomycetes; Helotiales; Sclerotiniaceae. The coding region runs from base 1 to 1155 and encodes 384 amino acids. The record is from RefSeq and is a predicted model, not a curated record.
AUGAAGUCGUUCACUCUUUUCAGCGCCGCGCUUGCCGCAGUCGCACAAAUUGUUUCUGCUGCUGUCACAGUCAACGGAGCUGCAGAAGGUUUUGCUAAGGGCGUUACUGGUGGUGGUUCCGUAGCUGCUGUCUACCCAAAAACAACCGCCGAACUCGUUUCCUACUUGGGAGACUCCUCCCCUCGUGUCAUCGUCCUCACCAAGACCUUCGAUUUCAGAGGAACCGAGGGUACCACCAGUGCCACUGGAUGUGCACCAUGGGGUACCGCGGCCAAGUGCCAACUUGCUAUCAAUGGCGCCAAUGGAUGGUGUCAGAACUAUGAGCCAGAUGCUCCAUCUGCCAGCGUCACCUACGACAACGCUGGUGUUCUCGGUAUCUCGGUUGCUUCCGACAAGACUUUGAUCGGUGAGGGUUCCACUGGUAUCAUCCAAGGAAAGGGUCUCCGUAUGGUUUCCGGUGCUAGCAACAUCAUCAUCCAAAACAUCAAGAUCGAAGAGAUCAACCCUAAGUACGUCUGGGGAGGUGACGCUAUUACUAUUAACGAUGCUGAUAUGAUCUGGAUUGAUCACGUCACCACUUACCACAUCGCCCGUCAACACAUCGUUCUUGGUACGCUCGCUUCCAACCGUGUUACUCUCUCCAACAACUACAUCAACGGUGUCUCUGAUUACUCUGCCACUUGUGACGGAUACCACUACUGGGGUAUCUACCUCGAUGGUUCCAACGAUAUGGUCACCAUGAAGGGUAACUACAUCUACCACACCUCUGGACGUUCCCCCAAGGUUCAAGGAAACACCAUCCUCCAUGCCGUUAACAACUACUGGUACGACAACUCCGGACACGCGUUCGAGAUCGGUGCCGGUGCCUACGUCGUCGCUGAGGGCAACGUUUUCCAGAACAUUCCAGUCGUCGCUGAAUCUCCAAUCGCUGGUGAGCUCUUCACUGCUCCAUCUACCACCGCCAACGCAGCCUGUUCCGCCUACCUUGGACACACUUGCCAAGUCAACGGUUUCGGUUCUUCUGGCACUUUCAGCUCCUCCACCACCAGCUUCUUCUCCGAUUUCUCCGGAAAGAACAUCGCUUCCGCUUCCGCAUACGGCACCGUUGUCGCCAGUGUCACUGCCAACGCUGGUUUCGGAAAAGUUACCUACUAA